Messenger RNA from Sander lucioperca (pikeperch), 3301 nucleotides. RefSeq names its product POF1B actin binding protein (gene pof1b). Gene Ontology annotation, biological process: epithelial cell morphogenesis; actin filament organization; bicellular tight junction assembly. Gene Ontology annotation, molecular function: actin filament binding. Gene Ontology annotation, cellular component: adherens junction; bicellular tight junction; actin filament. The transcript is spliced from 13 exons. Lineage: Eukaryota; Metazoa; Chordata; Actinopteri; Perciformes; Percidae. The record is from RefSeq and is a predicted model, not a curated record. The coding region runs from base 324 to 2051 and encodes 575 amino acids.
UCCCCCGCCUCCUCAGCAGUAUUUGCAUACAGAGAAGCAGAGCACCUCCCUCAGCAUUUCGGUCUUCUUUUCCAUGGAAUAACUCCUCUAACCGGACUUUCCUCUCCAGUUUGCCCAGCAGAGAAGGAAGUUCAACUGGGGUGGUUAAACUCUCACACGCACACAGGAAAACAACCCGAGGAACUAGCGUGGUUUUGUGACUUAGGCUACUUAUUUGAGAAUUUGACUUCCAACUUUCUGCGGUUGUUGUUGUUUUUUUCUUUCUCUCUCUCGGUUUUUGUGGGGGGUCUAUAAGAGCUGACCCACUCCGCCGAUCCAUCAAGAUGUCUGUCCACACGACCCAGAAAAGGACGACGACCUACCGGACCGUGAACGUAGCCUCUCCGGAGCCGGUGACCAGCACGGUGAUCUCCUCCGGGUCGGCGUCCCCGAUGCCGUACGCGAUGAACGGCAACUAUGAGACGAUGCGGUACCUGGUCCCGGUGCAGCAGGCCGUGCAGCAGCAGCAGCAGUCCUACAUCCCAGUGCAGCAGCAGUCCUACAUCCCGGUGCAGCAGCAGCAGGCCUACUACGUGAUCCAGCAGCCUAACGUCGUGAUGCAGCAGCCCAUCAUGCAGCAGAUGGUGUCCCCGGUGUACCUGCAGAGCAUGUCACACCUGAGCGUCAGCAGCCAGGACUCCGCCGACCUGAUGUACCAGCAGCAGAGCACCAUGGAGAGCAUCAGCGGGAAGUCUUCAGUGUUCAGCCAGUCAUCCAGUCCUAUCAAGAGCCCUGAGCCAAGUGCUGAGGAGGAGGCAAGGGCACACACACACACACACACACACACACACACACACACACACACACACGAGGAGAAGGAGGAGGAGGAGGAGGAGGAGGAGGAGGAGGAAGAACAGGUGGAGGUGGAAGAGGUGGAGAUUGUCAAUGUCAUACAGCAGAAGCCGCUGAGUAUAGAGAAGAUCUCCAGGACGGAGGUGAAGACCGAGCUGAGGGAAAUUCCCCAGCCGACCAAGUUGGACACACGUUACUUUGGCGAGCUGCUGGCCGAUGUCUACAGGAAGAACUGUGACAUCCACUCCUGCAUCUCCGAGCAUGUGUCCAAGAUCCGUGGACAGAAUCACCAGCUGGAUCCCAGCAAUGACUACAAGGUGAAUAGAGAGGAGGUGGAGGCUUUGCUUCCCAAAGGAGCCAGUGAACUGACUAAACAACAAAUCCGCUACCUGCUGCAGACUCGUCUCACUGCAGAUAAGAGCAUGCGCUUACUGCUGUCCACCUUCAGCAGUCUGAGAGAGGAGCUCCUCCACAUGUCUGAGGACCUGCGGCGUCUGGAGAGUGACAAGGAGUCUUUGGAGAGAGAUCUGAGUUUCAAAGCAGACCAGGCUCGGCAGUAUGACUGCCUUCUGGAGGCCGUCCGAGAAAACAACAGACAGCUCCAGGCGUCUUUGAAGGAAAGCAGCAGCACCCAGCGUUCCCUGGAGAGCCAGCUACUGAGCACCCGAAACAGCGACUCGAGCCGCGACUUCAGGAUCAAAGAGAUGGAGGGGAGGAUGAGAGCGCUGGAGAAGGAGAAUGAGAUACUCCGACAGAAGCUGGCAGGCCAGGGCAGCAGCACCAGCCUGCAUAUCAAGACAGAGGAGUUGUCACGUCAGUACAAAGAUCAGCUCAGCUCUUUGAGACAAGAAAAAGACCAGGAGAUAGAGAGGCUGCGGAACCAGAUAACAACGAUCAGGACAGAGAUCACCACCGAGAAGUCGUCCUCAGACAAGAGUCUUCAGCUGAAAAUCUCAGAGCUGCUCGCCACUUUGCAGCAGCGGCAGACCACCAUCACCCGACAGGAGGAGGAGAUCAGGAAGCUGAUGCAGGAGAGGAACGACGGCUCCAAGAACCAAGUCACCAAGACCAUUAUCACAAAGAGGUACAGGAACCAGUACCCUCUCCUUGGUCUGUUGAGCGACGACUACAACGUCACCUCGCCCGUCAAAGAAGCCAAGACCAUCGUCAUCGAGAAAACUGGGGAGAUGUACAAGCAGGAAAUCAUUACAACCCCUUAAAGACACACUGCUUCUCUCCGACAGGAAUGAUUGAGAAGACCCAGACGUCACCCACCCUCCCAAUUUGCAUGCUCCUCCCCCUCCCCUCCCCUCCCCCUCCCCUCCCUCAUCCUCAGGGCUCCCAGGGUUGGUGGUGGUUUAAAUUUGGAAUCAUUGGUUCAAAUCUUUGGUUUGACCAAAUUGGCCUGGUACCUGUUUUAUUUGGGCUUAAUAUGACAAGGAAACAAAUAUAUGCUAUAGCCAGGAGGUGGUGCAAUGAAUCAUGACAACUGGGAACUGGUUGAGAUUUGAACAGACAGUUUUGUUAAAAAAUCUGAGCCGAGAUGAUUUACUAAUUGGCACGAACAGCCACUUCCUCUACUUUAUCAUCUUUAUAACUGUGUUCUGCUUGAUUAAGUGAAGGUUUAAGUUGAAAACAUGUCAGAUCACAGUUAACCAAGUAAACGUUGACUGUGUACCAAACCCGCUGAUUGGCUGCCCGCCAUACUGCCCGCAGUAGUUGAAACUAAAUAUCAUGUGGAAAUGAUAAAAAUACAAAAUGUGUAUGAAGUGGUUAAAAAUAAAAGUCUAUGCUACUCUAACAUACACUUUUUCAAAUUGUACAUGUAAUCAGUACAUGAUCUGACUAUGUACAAUAACACUAAAACAUGACCUACAAUAUUUUGAUGAAGAAUGUGUUUGGACCAGAUAAAUAAAUGAUUAGCACUCUGCAGUAGGGUUGGGAAAUGACGAUACAUUGCCUGCAAUCAAAUCACUAAACCUGAUUUUGUAAUAUAGUGCAAGACAGUAAUCUGUGAUACAAUACAAUGUAUGUAACUGAAGAGAAGUGGUAGACUAUAUGUGGACAAAUCUAAAAAUCUAGGAGUUUCCUGUAUUUGUUGCCUGCAUGAUGAGGACAUUUCACAAACAACUGUGACAAACGAUGUGAGGCACAAACCAGGAAAAGGCCAAACGGUUCAGAGUUAAACAUUCUGGAGUAAAAGAAAGUUGCAACUUGGUCUCAGUAUCACAGGAGAUUGUAUUGUGAUAUAUAAAUGUAUUGAUUAUUUGUCCCAUCCCUACUUGGCAGCUCAUAAAUUACAGUAAGGCUAAAUUCAAGCCUGGAUGUUGUCUUCCCACGAAUCAAAAGGGGGAUAUCCCAAAAAUGCUUGGAAGAAAGAUAGCUGCCAAACAAAGUGAAAUUGAUGAAGUGUCCCAAAUCUAUACUACAUGCUAAUUCUUAGCAGGUUUUGAGUAUGUAUCCACAUAUA